UUGCCUGGGAAGGGGCUUUCAAGGGAAGAGAAAGCCGGGCUGGGUGUUGCUGGGAGAGAAAGGUGGCCUGGUGGUGAUUUUUGCCGAUCGAUUUCGUUCGCUUCUGGGAAAACUCUUAAGUUAAAUGCAUAUCGCUUGUGUGUCCCGCGUAUCGUCAGAGAGCCUGACUGUGGGCACUUAGCAAGCCCAUUAGUUCAUUGUCGGACGGUGAGGUAGGUGAGAACGAUGGAGGAAUUUAGAUAAAAUCAAGGUGGAUGCCAACUAAGGUCAUUGGGGUUUACCUUGAUGUAUUCCUAGCCAUAAUUUGUCCACCAGCUUCAGUCUAAACUGGGCCAGGAGAAGAAAAUUAAAGCUGUCAGAUGCGUCCUGGGCAUAGGAAGGAAAUGUCAGUAAACUUUGUUGCUGGAGGAGUAGCUGCAGUAGAACAGAUUGCGCCUUUACAUUACCUCAAAGAUGAGCAAGCCUAUUGUUCUAUGAGGAGGAUUUAGUGCACUUUCCAACCACAUGGUUUGGAAUGAGCUGACACCUGGUUCCUUUUUUUGUUAGUAGAACCUAGUUUGGAGAGUUCCUGUUUUCUGAAGAUAUGGAUGGGUAUAAGUCACCUGCUUGCACCAUGCAGGUCAGCUUUGUUUGCCAGCGUUGUAGCCAGCCCCUUAAAUUGGACACAUCUUUCAAAGUUCUUGACAAAGUCACCAUCCAAGAAUUGACAGCUCCUCUGCUUACUACUGCUCCAGCAAAACUGGGUGAUGCACAGGAGGAAGAGACCACUUUGACAGAGGAAGAGUUUGUUGAAAACCGCCAGGAUGGUGUGUCCCGAAGAUUCAUUCCCCCAGCCAGGAUGAUGUCAACAGAAAGUGCCAACAGUUUCACGCUGAUUGGAGAGGCCUCUGAUGGAGGCACCAUGGAGAAUCUCAGCAGAAGACUCAAGGUCACUGGAGAUCUGUUUGACAUCAUGUCUGGCCAAACAGAUGUGGAUCAUCCUCUAUGUGAAGAAUGCACUGAUACACUUCUGGACCAGUUAGACACACAGCUUAAUAUCACAGAAAAUGAGUGCCAGAAUUAUAAGAAAUGCCUUGAAAUCCUGGAGCAAAUGACUGAAGAGGACAAGGAGAAAUUGCAGUUGGAACUGAAGGAAUUUGCUCUUGAGGAAGAGAGGCUGAUUGAGGAGUUGGAGGAAGUCGAGCAAAAGCGCAAGGCGAUGGCUGAAGAUUUUGAGAAGGUCAAAACCGAGGCUGAGAGGCUGGAUCAAGAGGAAGCUGAGUAUCAGAAAGAAUACAGUGAAUUCAAGCGGCAGCAACUAGAACUGGAUGAUGAACUGAAAAGUGUUGAUAAUCAAAUGCGUUAUGCCCAAAUGCAGCUGGACAAGCUAAAGAAAACCAAUGUAUUCAACGCUACUUUCCAUAUCUGGCAUAGCGGGCAGUUUGGCACAAUAAACAACUUUCGUCUAGGCCGCCUCCCAAGUGUCCCUGUGGAAUGGAAUGAGAUCAACGCAGCCUGGGGGCAGACUGUUCUGCUUCUCCAUGCCCUUGCCAGCAAGAUGGGCCUGAUCUUUCAAAGAUAUCGCCUUAUUCCGUAUGGAAAUCACUCUUAUUUAGAGUCUCUUACAGACAAAUCCAAGGAGCUGCCUCUCUACUGUUCAGGAGGCUUGCGAUUCUUCUGGGACAACAAGUUUGACCAUGCAAUGGUGGCAUUUCUAGACUGCGUACAACAGUUCAAAGAGGAAGUAGAAAAGGGCGAGACACGUUUCUGUUUACCUUACAGAAUGGAUGUGGAAAAAGGCAAGAUUGAAGAUACAGGUGGAAACGGUGGGUCCUACUCCAUUAAAACCCAGUUUAACUCAGAGGAACAGUGGACAAAAGCACUCAAGUUCAUGCUGACAAACCUGAAAUGGGGUCUAGCUUGGGUUUCUUCCCAAUUCUAUAAUAAAUGACAAUUAUGAAAGAAUCCAGCAGCAUGACUCAAUGAUGCCAAAAGCAGGACUUGCCUGUGACAGCCAUACAUCAUCUUAGAAGAAGAAAAACCUGCAAUUUUGACAUUUCAUUAUAAAGUAGAAAGAAGCAAAAAGCUUCAUAGCAUAGUUUAGAUAACAUGUAGAUAAAGCACACCAUUGUGUUUGGGAAAGAAUUGUAUAUUCUCCUAUAGGGCAGAAAAAGACAAUGUAGAAGUAGAGACUAUGCUUAGUUACGAGGUUAUUGCAGCCUCAUUAUUGCACUAAGCUAGGAAAUACAAAAGAACUACAGUGAUUUUGUUUUUCAGAACAUAUUUAUUUAUCAGUGCUAGAGAGGGUAGCACUUUAAUAUAUUUUUUCUCAGAUGCAUUUACCUGUCUGUGCUAAGGCUUCUGCUUUGAAAAAGCUUUUACAUGUAACAUGUUUCAUAUCUCUGUAAUCCGUACAUUUAAAGUCUGUCUUAAGCUGCUAUAAUUCUUUGCAAUUAAUGGUUAUGCAAGACUGUUGUAAAUGGUUCUGAUGCCCUUAGUCACGGCCAAGGUACCUCUCUUUUAAAUCUUACUCCCUUACAGGAUUAAGAUAACAAAACCUGUGAGAUACCCAUUAAACUAUUGAAGUGUAUGGGGAUGUGUGGUGUCUUCUUUAGUAGUUUUCUGCUUAAGAAUCUUAUCUCUGUGUCAAAUACUACAGUACACUGCUUGAUAAGCAGGCCCUUCAGCUCAGAAGCAUGAGGGGAUUCUAGCAACUCUCCACUGUACUACCAACACUGUGCUUCAGAAUUGCAUAGACAACCUCAGUAAUGCUCUGCAGACUGAUGCCUGUGGUGCCAUUGAGGUACUCCAUAACCUUUCAAAAGAAAGAAAAUAGGUUUAGAUUGAUAUGGUGGCUUGCACUGAGAUUCUUAUAGGUAGCAAGCCAUUGUAGGAGGAAAAAAAAAUCUCUGGAUUCACCCCAUGAAUGGACUGAGACACAAGCUGUACAUACCUGAUUCCAAUCUUCAUGGUUUAGCAGGAAAGAACUUGCACCAAUUACUCCUACAGCGAGUAGUAUGUGGUCUUCCUUUACGGACACAAAUUUGGCUCUGUGAAAUUCAAAUGAUGAGAUGAACAAGGACUGCAUUCCAGCAAUAGUAAUAAUGCUGUACAUUCAAAAGUACAAACCUAUUUAGAUCCAUCAAAACAAUAUGAUUAAACAUUUGAUUAUUUUUAAAACAUUUGUCUGUUACAUUCACUGGCCUUUUGAAUUAAAAGAUACAUUU
Molecule: messenger RNA, 3206 nt
Organism: Candoia aspera
Lineage: Eukaryota; Metazoa; Chordata; Lepidosauria; Squamata; Candoiidae
Gene: BECN1
Product: beclin 1
Exons: 12
Coding region: 584-1930 (448 amino acids)
Biological process (GO): cellular response to nitrogen starvation; autophagy; late endosome to vacuole transport
Cellular component (GO): phosphatidylinositol 3-kinase complex, class III, type II; phosphatidylinositol 3-kinase complex, class III, type I; phagophore assembly site
Source: RefSeq, a predicted model, not a curated record